Messenger RNA from Lodderomyces elongisporus, 375 nucleotides. It is a transcript of the gene NTF2, whose product is annotated as Ran GTPase-binding protein. Gene Ontology annotation, biological process: protein import into nucleus. The transcript is spliced from 2 exons. Lineage: Eukaryota; Fungi; Ascomycota; Pichiomycetes; Serinales; Debaryomycetaceae. Gene Ontology annotation, molecular function: nuclear import signal receptor activity. Gene Ontology annotation, cellular component: nuclear pore central transport channel. The record is from RefSeq and is a predicted model, not a curated record. Bases 1 to 375 code for a protein of 124 amino acids.
AUGUCCACCGAUUUCAACGCCGUGGCAACCGAGUUUUGCAAGUUCUACUACAACCAAUUCGACUCCGACAGAACACAGUUGGGUAACUUGUACAGACCAGAAUCGAUGUUGACUUUCGAAACCUCACAACUUCAAGGAGCUAGAGACAUUGUGGAGAAGCUCAGCUCAUUGCCAUUCCAAAAAGUUGCACACAGAAUCUCCACUUUGGAUGCCCAACCUGCUUCUCCAAACGGAGACAUCCUCGUGAUGGUCACCGGUGAGUUACUCAUUGAUGAAGAACAAAACGCUCAGCGUUACUCACAAGUAUUCCAUUUGAUCCCAGAGGGCUCAUCAUAUUACGUGUUUAAUGAUAUUUUUAGAUUGAACUAUUCUUAG